CCAGCUCCAAGUUACGCCGUGCGUGAUCACAUGACCUUUCUGUAGUCACAUGACCCAGCCUCAGGUAUAAAGGAGGCCCCUCACGGCACGCUUCCCUGCUCCUGUUGGCACCUGUCUGCUCCUGCCAUGAGGUCCUUGCUAUUACUUACUGUGUUGGUGUGCGCUGCUCUGGCCAAGGAGACCUUCCAUGGUCACCAGGUCCUGAGGAUCCAGGCCAAAGAUAAGACUCAGUUGGCUUUGAUCAAGGAGCUGGAGCAGGUGUUUGAAAACCAGCUGGACUUCUGGAGAGAUGUGACCGAUGUGUCCUCUCCCGUCGACAUCAGAGUCCCAGCUGAGACCUUGGACCAGGUCAAAGAGUAUCUGGACUCAUGGGAGAUCAGCUUUGAGACCAUGAUCGAGGACCUGCAGGCCAUUUUGGACGAGGAGCAGAAGGAGAUGGAGUCCGCUGCUCGUGCUGGUGCAGCCAAAAACACAGACAGCUUUGACUACGCCAGAUACCACACCCUUGAUGAGCUGUACAGUUUCCAGGACAUGCUGGUCUCUGAGUACCCCAACCUGGUCAGUAAGCUCGUGAUCGGACAGAGCUACGAAGGACGCCCUCUCAGCGUGCUCAAGUUCAGCACCGGAGGAACCAACCGCCCCGCCAUCUGGAUCGACACCGGAAUUCACUCCAGAGAAUGGGUCACUCAGGCCAGCGGAACCUGGUUCGCCAAGAAGAUCGCCCAGGAUUAUGGAAAAGAGACCGUCCUCACCUCCAUCCUGGACAAAAUGGACAUCUUCCUGGAGAUUGUCACCAACCCCGAUGGAUAUCAGUUCACCCACAGUAAUAACCGCAUGUGGCGUAAGACCAGGAAGCCCAACCCCGGAUCCAGCUGUGUGGGAGUCGACCCCAACAGGAACUGGGACGCUGGAUUCGGAGGUCCUGGGUCCAGUUCCAGUCCCUGCACUGAGACUUACCGUGGCCCCAGCCCUCACUCUGAGUCUGAGGUGAAGGCCAUUGUGGACUUUGUUCUGCAACACGGAAACAUCAAAGAGUUUGUCUCCAUCCACGCCUACUCCCAGAUGCUCAUGUACCCCUACGGGUACACCGCUACUCCAGUGAAGGACCAGGCUGAGCUGCACGCUCUGGCUGAGAAGGCCGUCAACGCUCUGACCGCUGUCUAUGGAACCAGGUACAAGUACGGCAGCAUCAUCAACGUCAUCUACCAAGCUAGCGGUGGCACCAUUGACUGGACCUAUAACGUGGGCAUCAAAUACUCUUACACUUUUGAGCUGAGAGACACAGGCAGAUAUGGUUUCCUCCUGCCAGCCACUCAGAUCAUCCCCACAGCUGCGGAGACGUGGGAGGCUAUGCUUGUGCUCAUGAGCCACGCCAAGAACAACUCCUAAGUAAACUGAGGGUUCAAAACUUCAAAUAAAAGAUAUGUGAAGAGAA
Molecule: messenger RNA, 1435 nt
Organism: Boleophthalmus pectinirostris (great blue-spotted mudskipper)
Lineage: Eukaryota; Metazoa; Chordata; Actinopteri; Gobiiformes; Gobiidae
Gene: cpa5
Product: carboxypeptidase A5
Exons: 12
Coding region: 127-1389 (420 amino acids)
Biological process (GO): proteolysis
Molecular function (GO): metallocarboxypeptidase activity; zinc ion binding
Source: RefSeq, a predicted model, not a curated record